AUGUGGCAAAAAAUGGAAAAGCACCCCCUGCUCCAGAGCAUCGAAAUGGUCUUUGCUUGCAAGAAGUGCAAAAAGUGCUUCCGCAAAGACGCCCAGGAAUUCGAAGACGCUGACGAAUACUGCCCGCACUGCGACAACCACUUCGUCAUUGAGGCAAAGACACCCAAGGCAGCCAUCUCCGUCGAGGGCGAGGACGCCCGCAAGGACAGCCGUAUGAUCAAGGACGAGCGUGUCCGUCAAAUUGCCGGACGCUCAAUAUUUGACCCAACCGACGAUGCGGACAAGCUGGGCUAA
Molecule: messenger RNA, 294 nt
Organism: Colletotrichum fioriniae
Lineage: Eukaryota; Fungi; Ascomycota; Sordariomycetes; Glomerellales; Glomerellaceae
Source: RefSeq, a predicted model, not a curated record